AUGAGCCAGGACUCUGAGAACAUCAAUCCUCUCCAGAAACGGUCCGCGUCAACAGCCUACAGCCAACUGGACACAGAACAUCCACUGGAAGUCCAGAACAUGGUUCCUCUUAAAAGGAUCGCCGCUUUAGUUUACGUCUUCUCGGAGACGUUGAUCAGCCUGACCUUAAGCGCGAGUAUUUUAGUUAUUAUUUUAAAGGACAGGAGCAGGAACACAAAUUUGCCGCUCUGUGAUCAGAUCCACAUUGCUAUGGGUCUGGUAAACAUCGUGCUGCAGUGUGCAGUCAGUGCGCACGGCGCUAUGUAUUUCAUUGAUUCUCCGAUUCUAUAUGUAAAAGAAAUGUUCCAGACCUUCUUCAUUCUUCUGCCAUUCCUAGUUUAUUUCAGCUUCUGGCUCAAUGCCUGGCUCUGCGUUUAUUACGCCACCAGCGUUUCCAGCUUCCAUCACCGGUUCUUAGUUCGCUUGAAGAGCAAAUUCCCAGCAAUGUUACCGAAACUCAUGUUGGUGUCAGCGGUGGGAUCAUUCGUCAUAAGUGUCCCCACCAUGUGGAAUGUUUACCUAGAAAUGCCACCAGAGUCAAAUGGGAAUAUGUCUACAAACGCCACUUCUGGCAGCAAAAUCAUACAAAUAAACCCCUUAUAUCAGCUAUCAAUCGCUUCUCUGGGCUGCUUCGUGCCCUUCACGCUCUCCGUCCUCUGUAUUGGCCACACGCUGACCUCUGUACUGAGACACGUCUGGAGGGUAAAGCACAAUGAAUGCGGAGUCUCUCGCCCCAGUCUGCAGGCUCACGUCCGGGCCGCCGUCACAAUGAUCCUGCUUCUGUUUCUGUAUCUGAGUUUCUACUUGUCUCAAGCUUUCAGUUUUGUUUGUGAUUACAUCACCGAAGACGUCCUCUCCAUAGUAAGCUGGAUUUUUAUCGAUACGUUUCCGGCGGCCGAGUCCUUGAUCAUUAUCCAGGCCAGCUCCAGGCUAAGAAAAGCCUUUCACAUAAAGUUAUUUUGGUGA
Molecule: messenger RNA, 1005 nt
Organism: Spea bombifrons (plains spadefoot toad)
Lineage: Eukaryota; Metazoa; Chordata; Amphibia; Anura; Pelobatidae
Product: taste receptor type 2 member 40-like
Exons: 1
Coding region: 1-1005 (334 amino acids)
Biological process (GO): sensory perception of taste; detection of chemical stimulus involved in sensory perception of bitter taste; G protein-coupled receptor signaling pathway
Cellular component (GO): membrane
Molecular function (GO): bitter taste receptor activity; G protein-coupled receptor activity
Source: RefSeq, a predicted model, not a curated record